Molecule: messenger RNA, 658 nt
Organism: Salvia hispanica
Lineage: Eukaryota; Viridiplantae; Streptophyta; Magnoliopsida; Lamiales; Lamiaceae
Product: large ribosomal subunit protein uL23-like
Biological process (GO): translation
Cellular component (GO): ribosome
Molecular function (GO): structural constituent of ribosome; rRNA binding
Source: RefSeq, a predicted model, not a curated record
AUUCGGCCUAUCUCUCCCAGGUUAGUGUUCGCGAGGUAGCAGAUUGCUUCAUACCGGAAAUGGCUCCUAAAGCUGAUACUUCUAAGAAGGGUGAUGCCAAGGCCCAGGCAGUGAAGGCCGCUAAGGCAGUAAAGUCGCCGGGCACCUUCAAGAAGAAGGCCAAGAAGAUCCGCACCAAAGUUACAUUCUACCGACCCAAGACAUUGACGAAGGAAAGAAAUCCCAAGUACCCUAGGAUUUCUGCGGCCCCUCGCAACAAGCUGGACCAAUACCAGAUUUUGAAGUACCCGCUUACUACUGAGUCGGCGAUGAAGAAGAUCGAAGACAACAACACCUUGGUGUUUAUUGUUGAUCUUCGUGCUGACAAGAAGAAGAUCAAGGCUGCUGUCAAGCAGAUGUAUGAUAUCCAGACCAAGAAGGUUAACACCCUCAUCAGGCCGGACGGUACCAAGAAGGCGUACGUGAGGUUGACCCCAGACUAUGAUGCGUUGGAUGUUGCGAACAAAAUCGGGAUAAUCUAAGUUGGCAGUUUGUGUAAUUUUUAUGUUAGUGAGACUUAUUUUUCCAGCUUCUAUACUUAUUUUUUGUUGAUUGACUUUCUAUAUGUGGAAAUUAGUCACUACCUCAUCCAAUCAAGUUCAAUCCUUUUUUGGUACAA